This is a messenger RNA of Priapulus caudatus, 1939 nucleotides long. Its product is annotated as homeobox protein MSH-B-like. The record is from RefSeq and is a predicted model, not a curated record. Gene Ontology annotation, molecular function: RNA polymerase II cis-regulatory region sequence-specific DNA binding; DNA-binding transcription factor activity, RNA polymerase II-specific. Gene Ontology annotation, cellular component: nucleus. The transcript is spliced from 5 exons. Bases 310 to 1416 code for a protein of 368 amino acids. Gene Ontology annotation, biological process: regulation of transcription by RNA polymerase II; cell differentiation. NCBI's taxonomy places the organism in Eukaryota, Metazoa, Priapulida, Priapulimorpha, Priapulimorphida, Priapulidae.
UCUAUGACGAGACACGUCUAACCGGAACGAGCGCGUUUGUUUGGCUAUGCUCCGUCCGCCAUUGUCACCAUCGCUGUGCGGCUGUUGUUGCGUUCUACGGGAGCUCUUUGUUUACGCGGAAAGUCGGCAGUGAUUGUGAGAACAACAACGAGGUAAUACGGCCCGAGAGAAAUAACAACCAGGGCCCAUCGACGCGCGCCCACACGGACAGCACCUACUGCAAUCAGACGGAUCGACAGACUGCAGAGCGAGUCACUACGAUAAUCUACCUCAGUGUCGACGAACGAGAGCUUGUGGUAUCAACCUGCGAUGGUGUUGGAAACGGAGAGAUCUAAGUCAUUCUCUAUCGACAGUCUGGUGCGCGCCAGUCACCCGGCGAUGAAUCUACUGGAUAAGACGAACCUCAUGCAGAGAGUGCAGGAAUACAACGCUAUGUACAGCCACCCUAAUGCAGCUUACUACUACAACCCGUCCGAUAUGAAGCCCCAGAUAAAGCUGGAUCCGCAGGAGAAGGCACCGCCAUUGGAAAAGAUCUACACUACGAUGGGGGCCUAUAGAGUUGCCGACGGUGCCGAGGACAAUAAAGAGAACAUCGUGUAUACGCACGACUCCCGCGGCCAGCCGUACAUCCUGCCUGCGGCCGUAGAGAGGGAGCUGGGGGAGGUGCCGUCACAGUGGUCGGCAAAGCGAGAGCGAGAUGAGGAUGAGAAGACAGAGCAACAGAAAGAUAUGCAGUCGACGAAGCGAGUGGCUGUGGACGACGCGAGUAAUACCACGCCGCAUAGAGACGACCCGCAGACUCCUCCCACUCCCAUCACCUCCCUGCAGACUACGACCUCCUCCUGCGCCUUCAGCGGCUCCGGUAAGAGGAAGAAACCGAGGACGUCGUUCACUAACGAUCAGAUCUACGAGUUGGAGAAGAAAUUCCGCUUGCAGAAAUACCUGGCUGCUGCUGAGAGGUCAGAGUUCGCCGACAAACUAAAGCUGACCGACACGCAGGUGAAGACGUGGUUUCAGAACAGACGCAUGAAGUGGAAGCGAAUGAGUCAAGUAGAGGCAGAGAAUGAGAUGGGUGGCUCGCCCUACGCUGCGAUGGGAUACGGCCCGGGAAUGCCCGGGAUGCCACCACCCAUGGCCGCCUACCCACCCGCCGGUGCCUACCCCCCGACCACCAACGCCAUGGGAAUGCAAAUGGCGUACGGUUAUCCACAAGGAUCCCCUCAACAGCAGUCCACUUUUAUGGCGCGCACGCCACCUUGCGGAGACAUUCGGCAGUCGAUGGUCAACCAAUCGCAAAUGCUGCAGGCUUCUUUCAACAAUGCAAGUCCGUCUAGUGGAAUAUAUUACCCUAGCUAUCAGACGUUCGCGGCUCCUAGACCCGGGAUUUCCCGGCCCUGUCCAACGUUUCCCGUAUAGCAAAAAUGUUGCAGGAUGUAUAGUUUUUACCACGAGGUGCCCACUGUUUGUUGCACCGAGUUAAAAUAAUUAAGGUUGUCCCGUGACAAUUUUUUUCUCUUGCCGUGUACAGUUUAUGCGCUGUUUUAACUAACUCGGAUUUAUUUUAAUCUACGACCUUGCGCACGACUUUUGACAGCAAUGCUGCCGAUAAUGAGGAAGGCAAUAGAAUAUAUUAUCGGGCGAUAUUUCAUUCUGUGUUUAUGUAAACGUGUAGUAGAGCUAUUACUUGUAAAGCAACUGCUUUCUCCCGUGUUCAUGCUUAGUAACUCCGUCGUCUAGUAAUUUCCAAUAAAGUAUAUUUAGUUUGUUCGUAACUAGGGGUUUAAACUGCAAUGUUGCGAGCGAGUGUCUCUGUAAGAUAAAUGAUUAUUAUAGCCUAUGCAUAGAGAUUGUGAGACAUUUUCUGAAUGUGUACAUAAUGUGCUUGCCUGACAUCUUGUUCAUUUUUUAAAUAAACAAAACAUAUUUUAUCAUAAUUGUA